This is a messenger RNA of Amaranthus tricolor (Joseph's coat), 2487 nucleotides long. RefSeq names its product pyruvate kinase isozyme A, chloroplastic-like. The transcript has 6 exons. The record is from RefSeq and is a predicted model, not a curated record. Gene Ontology annotation, molecular function: potassium ion binding; pyruvate kinase activity; magnesium ion binding. Gene Ontology annotation, cellular component: chloroplast stroma; cytoplasm. Lineage: Eukaryota; Viridiplantae; Streptophyta; Magnoliopsida; Caryophyllales; Amaranthaceae. The coding region runs from base 336 to 2045 and encodes 569 amino acids. Gene Ontology annotation, biological process: glycolytic process.
CAGACUUUGAUUAUAGUUUCUAUGAGCGGGAUACAUUGAAUACGGUGAUAUGAUGGAGAAUUUUUAAUAUUCCCUUUUUAAGAAAAAUGUAGCGACACAUCAAAUGCAGCUAAGAAGCGGGUAAAACAAAUGUCUUCUAUUUGGCAUUUUCCAUCAAUUUUCAGUCACACUUGUCUUUGUCUGCAUUUUGCAAGUGAUUCUGGGAUGCGAUAACUACAAGGCGAACGCCUACCGAUAUUUUAACACUCACCGCCCACCGCACACCGCCCACCAGGCCUCCCGCCAUCAUCCUCACUUACUCACUUCAUUCAUCCUCAAUUCAAUACCAAUAUACCAUGUCAAUCAUUUCCGCUCCAAAUGCAGCCCAUUUUAUUUUCCCAUCCGCAAAAUCCUCACAAUUUCCACUCUCAAACCUUACAAAUUCAAUCUAUUUCUUCCCAAAAACCUCAAUCAAAGCUUCUUCCUCAUCUCAUGAUCUUAUAUCCUCGGACCUUCCACCAUCUUACAUUCCAAUUAUCACAGAUUCUUAUACGGCAUCGUCGGGUAUCGAGGUAGAUGCAGUUACAGAAGUGGAAUUGAAGGAGAAUGGGUUUAGAAGCACCAGACGAACCAAGCUUGUGUGUGCGAUUGGGCCUGCUUCUUGUGGGUUUGAUCAACUUGAGGCUCUUGCUGUUGGUGGGAUGAAUGUUGCUAGGAUUAAUAUGUGCCAUGGUACUAGAGAGUGGCAUAAAAGAGUUAUUGAAAGGGUGAGAAAGCUUAAUGAGGAAAAGGGUUAUGCUGUUGCUAUAAUGAUGGAUACUGAAGGUAGUGAGAUUCAUAUGGGUGAUCUUGGUGGUGAAUCUGUUGUCAAAGCCGAGGAUGGAGAAAUGUGGACUUUUACUGUCCGUGCUUUUGGUACCCCACGACCACAACGCACUAUUACAGUGAAUUAUGAUGGUUUUGCUGAGGAUAUCAGGGUUGGAGAUGAGCUUGUUAUAGAUGGCGGAAUGGUAAGGUUUGAGGUCAUUGAGAAAUUUGGUCCCGACGUCAAGUGUUUGUGUACAGAUCCAGGACUAUUGCUUCCACGAGCAAACCUGACAUUCUGGCGUGAUGGUAAAGUAGUGCGUGAACGUAAUUCCAUGCUUCCAACCAUUUCGGCCAAGGAUUGGUUGGACAUUGAUUUUGGAAUUGUGGAAGGUGUUGAUUUUAUUGCUGUAUCAUUUGUCAAAUCUGCCGAAGUGAUCAAUCACCUAAAAAGCUACAUCAAAGCUCGUUCUCGGGAUAGUGAUAUUGCUGUCAUCGCAAAGAUAGAAAGUAUAGAUUCACUAAAGAAUUUAGAGGACAUCAUUCAAGCAUCGGAUGGAGCUAUGGUUGCAAGGGGAGAUCUUGGUGCCCAAAUACCACUGGAGCAAGUUCCCUCGGUCCAAAACAAGAUAGUUCAACUUUGCAGACAUUUAAAUAAGCCUGUUAUAGUUGCUUCUCAGUUAUUGGAAUCAAUGAUAGAAUACCCUACACCUACUAGAGCUGAAGUAGCUGAUGUUUCUGAAGCUGUAAGACAAAGAGCUGAUGCGUUAAUGCUCUCUGGUGAGUCAGCCAUGGGCCAGUUCCCAGAAAAGGCAUUGGCUGUUUUGAGAAGUGUUAGCAUAAGGAUUGAAAAAUGGUCGAGGGAAGAGAAAAGCUAUGAAAUCAUGGAGCUGAAUGAAGUAGCAUCAUCCUUCUCUGAUUACAUCUCUGAAGAAAUUUGCAACUGUGCGGCAAGGAUGGCCAACAAUUUGGAGGUAGAUGCUAUUUUUGUGUACACAAAAUCGGGGCAUAUGGCAUCUCUCUUAUCACGUUGCCGACCUGACUGCCCAAUAUUCGCCUUCACGACAGAACCAUCAAUAAGGCGUCGGCUUAACCUGCAAUGGGGUAUAAUACCAUUUCGGUUGAGCUUCUCUGAUGAUAUGGAGAGCAAUCUAAAUAAAACAUUUUCUUUGCUCAAGGCCAGGGGUAUGAUUAAAACAGGCGACCUCGUUAUUGCUGUUUCGGAUAUGCUCCAGUCCAUCCAAGUUAUGAGUGUACCAUGAACUGAUGAACCACAGUUUUUUGACUUAAAUAUGAACAUGAGGAAAUGGUAUUCUCAUACGCUGCGUCACAAGAUUGAACUUAUCGUCUAAGUGAAGCGAGCUGGUAUUUGAGCUUUGUAAUUCAAUAAUGUAGUAUCUAAUCAGUACGUAGUUUCAUAGUCGCCUCCAUAAUGCUGUAAUUUAUUAACUCAUCGGUUUUUAAACGUUUGUAAUAAAGAAAAUAACUCGUCGGUUUUUGACUGUUUUGGGUUGUUUUUUAGUUUUCUCUCAUGAGUAGAGAGUGAUGACAAUAUCCAUUUGAUGGUGGAAAGAUAGAUAAACGCGCAAGCUAACCAGGGGUGAACAUUGGUGGGCUGAAUAUUCAUCUCUACAUGUGCAUUGAAUCAAUUCGAUUAUUAUUGUUUGACGUCAUAUUUACACAAUUCUAUAUUAUAAGAAUUUC